Messenger RNA from Austrofundulus limnaeus, 2227 nucleotides. RefSeq names its product E3 ubiquitin-protein ligase NEURL3. The record is from RefSeq and is a predicted model, not a curated record. Lineage: Eukaryota; Metazoa; Chordata; Actinopteri; Cyprinodontiformes; Rivulidae. Gene Ontology annotation, biological process: ubiquitin-dependent endocytosis. Gene Ontology annotation, molecular function: ubiquitin protein ligase activity. Gene Ontology annotation, cellular component: early endosome.
UCACCGACUUCUACUUCAAGAUGAUGAUCGACAACAAGGACUCUGGUUCUUCGCCAACGACGGUGCACAAGUGCAACUGGCGUUGCCUCGGUCCCUUGACCUUCCACGGACAGGUUGUGGGAAGCAAGAUCCGCCUGAGCCAGGGGGGUCGGCUUGCUGAGAGGAACGAGGACACGUUCAGGGACGGCCUGGUGUUCAGCAACCGCCCAGUGAAACCUGACGAGAGGAUUCGGUUCAGGGUUCAUAGCUGCGUGUCCAGGUGGAUGGGAGCGGUGCGCGUGGGCUUCACCAACGUGCCGCCGUCAUCCAGAUCGCAGCCUCUGCCUGGCAUGGCCAUCCCCGACCUGACCGGCGACUCCUCCCACUGGGCCGCUCCUGUGGAUGAAUCGCUCUGUCCUACAGGCUCUGUGCUGGAGUUCUGGGUCUCUAGUAGUGGUAAAAUACUCUGUGCAGUCAACAACAAAGUCUUCAACCUCCUGUCAGGAGUGGACGUCAGCAAGCCGCUGUGGGCCAUGAUUGACGUCUACGGACAGACUUCCUCCAUCUGCCUCCUGGGUUCUGAGAAAAAGGGUUGGUUCCGCCAUAAAACCUCCUGCCCUGCACCUGACGCUCUCACUAUACCCUACACCAGUUUCAGACCCGAUCAUAUAGACCUUGAAAACGGCGACGACUCAGUCUCCUGCCUGAACUUGGAAAUCCCCUCAGAAAGCUGUUGUGUGGUGUGCAUGGUGCGAGAAUCCACGUUCACGCUGCCUUGCGGCCACCGGUGUUUAUGUCAUCACUGCACCUCCAGAGUCCUGGAACAAUUUGGGUUCUGUCCGCUCUGUCGAAAGGAAAUCAUCGUUUCCUCUUGAGCUGAUUGAACGCUAAAGUGUCAAACUACUCAAAGACUGUAGCAAAAAAAAAAGAAAAAGAAAAAAAGGACAGUGAAAUGAAUGUGUCCUGUGUUUCCUGGUAUAGUUGGGAUUAUUGUAGCCACAAUGUCCCAGAUUGAAGUAAAACCAGGACAACCCUCCCCUUUGCAGCUGCAACUGAUGCUGCAAACCUAGGUCUGGGUCCCUGUACCACAUGCGGAUUAGGUUUGCGUGGCAGACAGAGGUUAAAGGCCUCACCGUCCUGUUUUCUGAGGGUGCUUGUCUCUCUCAUCUUUUCCAAGGCGGGACCAAAAAGACCUUUGGUUGGGUCAUAGGCUGCAUCCAUGACCUCUGCCUUCUGAGAGUCCCCCAAGCCUGAGAGGUUCAGCCACAGGGCCCUUUCACCGGCGACAGUGAGCCCCAUGACUCGCCCGCUGCCCUGGACAGCUCCUCUGGAUGAGCGCAGGAUGAGAUCAUUCACAACACAAAUUUCAUCCCACAAAGCAGGGUUAGGUGAUCCUGAGUCCAGCUGGCAGCCUAUCUCCUCCAAGAUUUCAGCUUGAUAUGCAGAUAACAGUGUGACAGCUUUAAGAGCACAUACAUACGGCCCUGCAUAUGUGUACACUCUCUGAUAAAUCGACGCCGUGAGGCGGUCUGAUUUAGAUGGGAGAGGAAUAUUGGUGGAUGCUGAAAGUGAUCUGUGGUUAGGAUGGAUGUGGUAUGCCACUGAGGGCUCCACAGCUGGGGGUUUGGUCAUAACUCAAAGUAAUGCUAGCUCCCCUUGAUGCGUUAGCUAAUGUUACAACUGACACCGUUCGGUUACUUAAAACCGAGCAGUAGCGGGAGCAGCUCGCCUUAACGCGGUCACUGCUCCUGAGUGUAACCAAAAGAUACUUCUCACGAAGUAUUACUCAGCACGAGUCCAAAGCUGAAGCCAGGAACUGUGUUCAGCGACGUACUCCUUAAGCUAACCUAGCUAGCCUGAAAAUGCUGAGGGAGCUUGUUUGUAGUUUCUCACAGGAAGAAAGCGAGAAUGAGUUGGGAGUGGUCAGUUGACCGUGGUAUUACUGUAUAUGGGAGUGGAGCCCUGAGCACGGCUCAACCUGUCAGUCUCAGACAGACGUAAUGUCAUUGGUGCUUCCGUAGAUGGUCACGCACCAAACGAAGUUAGAAAAAGAACUGCACUUUUAUUGUAAAUAUAAUCAACAACGAAAUUGUUUUUUUUGCACUCAUGAAAGCUGGUUAUUUAUGUAAAAAAAUGUUAAUAAAAAUACAUGUUUAUAUGUCUUAAUUGCAUUUUCUGGAAGUAAAUUUGUAUAUGUGAUUUUUUUAUUGUUACCUUUGAAUAAAUGGAUAAACUGCAUUCAGUUCAA